GAUGGAAUUAUUGGGGGGUAACGCUGAGUCUGUUGUGUUCUUAAUCAUGGUGGAACCACCAUUGAUGGCCUGCAUGGGCAGAUCGCACUUUCUCCAUAAUUGCUUGUUGUUCAGUGAAGAAGCAUUACCAAAUCCUGUCUCCUUGGCGAAUUCAAUGCUCUGAGGCUACAGCCCUCGGCCAUGGUUUCAUCUCCAGCUUCGAUUAUGCUUCUCCUCUACUCCGUCCUUUUCUGGACCUUCUUCUUCAGUAGCAACGGCAAUGGCGGUGCGAUGGCCGGAGCAACUCGAUCGAGACCUCUGCGGUUUGCUACUGAGUUUGAUUAUGACUCCCCCAGGAGAGUUCUCCUCAAUAAUGGCCUCGCUCUAACUCCUCCGAUGGGAUGGAAUAGCUGGAACCAUUUUCAGUGUAAUAUAAACGAGAAUUUAAUCAAGGAAACAGCGGAUGCAAUGGUAUCCAGCGGCCUUGCUGCAUUAGGAUAUCAAUACAUCAAUUUAGAUGAUUGUUGGGCUGAACUGAAUAGAGAUGCUAAGGGUAAUUUAGUUCCUAAAUCUUCAACAUUCCCUUCUGGUAUUAAGGCCCUAGCAGAUUAUGUUCAUAGAAAAGGGCUCAAGCUCGGAAUUUACUCUGAUGCUGGGAUCCAGACUUGCAGUAAGAAGAUGCCAGGUUCCUUGGAUCACGAAGAACAAGAUGCAAAAACCUUUGCAUCAUGGGGGAUCGAUUACUUGAAAUAUGAUAACUGUGAAAAUACUGGUACAAGCCCAAAAGAAAGGUAUCCGAAGAUGACUAAAGCCUUGCAACAAUCUGGGAGACCCAUACUUUUUUCUUUAUGUGAAUGGGGACAAGAAGACCCAGCUACUUGGGCAGUGAAUGUAGGAAAUAGUUGGAGAACAACAUCAGAUAUUCAAGACAACUGGAACAGUAUGACAACUAUUGCUGAUCAGAAUGACAAAUGGGCAUCUUAUGCUAAACCUGGAGGAUGGAAUGAUCCUGACAUGCUUGAAGUGGGGAACGGAGGGAUGACAACAGCAGAAUACCGCUCUCAUUUUAGCAUUUGGGCACUGGCAAAAGCUCCUUUGCUGAUUGGAUGUGACAUCAGAUCAAUGGACAACAUCACCUUGAAAUUGUUAAGUAAUAAGGAGGUUAUUGCAGUUAAUCAGGAUAAGCUUGGAGUUCAAGGGAAGAAGGUUUACAAACUUGGAGAUCUUGAGGUUUGGGCAGGGACACUUAGUGGUAAAAGAGUCGCUGUGGUUCUGUGGAACAGAGGCUUUUAUAGAGCCAAAAUCACUGCAUCUUGGUCAGCUAUUGGUUUGAGUCCAUCAACUACUGUUACUGCCCGAGACUUAUGGGAGCACUCCAGUCAGGUGGUUCAGCAUCAACUUACUGCUCAAGUAGACCCUCAUGACUGUAAGAUGUAUGUUCUCACUCCCCAUUAAAGCCCAAAGAGAAAACACCGCCAAUGUUCUUGUGAUUGAUUAUUGUUGUCUUCACUUCAGUCUCUAUGCUGUGUUUCCUGGGAUUUUACAUGCUUUAUCUGUUUGAGAUGAGGUCUUUAUUUCUUCAAUGUGGAUGAACAAAUGCUCUUUGGAAUUUUUAUUUGUUAGGUACUUACAUAGUUGUUCUCUAUUUGGAACAUAGACAUCAAAUGCAUUUGUGCUUCAUUCCACUUCCUAUUAUGUGAUCAAGCUUUUGAUGUUGAA
Messenger RNA from Cucurbita maxima (winter squash), 1698 nucleotides. Its product is annotated as alpha-galactosidase-like. Gene Ontology annotation, molecular function: hydrolase activity, hydrolyzing O-glycosyl compounds. The record is from RefSeq and is a predicted model, not a curated record. Lineage: Eukaryota; Viridiplantae; Streptophyta; Magnoliopsida; Cucurbitales; Cucurbitaceae. The transcript is spliced from 16 exons. Bases 181 to 1434 code for a protein of 417 amino acids. Gene Ontology annotation, biological process: carbohydrate metabolic process.